Messenger RNA from Necator americanus (New World hookworm), 969 nucleotides. RefSeq lists its product as uncharacterized. The transcript has 4 exons. Lineage: Eukaryota; Metazoa; Nematoda; Chromadorea; Rhabditida; Ancylostomatidae. The record is from RefSeq and is a predicted model, not a curated record. Bases 1 to 969 code for a protein of 322 amino acids.
AUGGCUACAAAAGAGGAAGACAAGAUCGGAAGAUUUGGACUAGGGAACCGAAAUAAAAAUGGCAAUCGUCUCGCCGGGCUGUUGUCGCCUCCAUCAUGGGAACUCUCUUCUCAUGAAGAAAGAUCAUCGUCGGUCUCAGUAGUACCAUCCUUUUGUAUUGGUUCUGAUCAUCGUCUCCUUCGUGCGAAAAUACGACUUAGCCACACAACGGAAAAGAACAUCUGCUAUCGGCAACGAAGGAGAAAAGAAGUCGUCUACGACUGCCUAUUAGAGGAUUCCUUGCCCCAAGGUGACUGGCACAUCGAGGAGGACCUAAACGUAGACUACGAGAUUCUGCUCGGAGGAUUACGAGCCUGUGCUGAACGUACCUCGAAGCCGCGCACGACAAACUUGGAUCGAAUUUCGAAGACCACCAAGGAAUUUUUGGAACGAAGAAGGACUUGGAGGCUAGAUCCAAAUACAUCGCACAUUGAGCGCAACACAAAGGAGAACGAGACUAUAGAUGUGCCGCAGAGACCUCCGCGACUACAAUAUUCCGAUAGCAGCCCUGCUGAGCGAAGACGCCUGAUCAUCCCCACUGGUGAAGCCCCACCACAGAUUCUCCCUUCGGAAGUACGAGUCGCUAUCAAGAGCAUGAAACCUGGCACAGCCCCCAGACCUGAUUUUACAUCAGCAGACUUUCUUCGGGCUGGUGGCCAUCCACGUCAUGUGAUCUUAGCAGCGCACAUGACAUCCUACCUUCAAAAAGAAAGUAUCCCAGACCAGUGGAAAACCUCACGAAUAGUUCUUAUCCAUAAGAAAGAUGACCGAGAGGACCUUCGGAACUACCGUCCGAUAUGCUUGCUGAGCGUGUUAUACAAAGUUUUCACCGAGAUCAUCCUCAUGCGCAUAUCCAGGACACUGGAUGAAGCCCAGCCUCAAGAACGAUCUGGAUUCCGUCAGGAGUUCGGCUGCUUGGACCACAUCUAG